Messenger RNA from Momordica charantia (bitter melon), 1825 nucleotides. RefSeq names its product HAL2-like protein (gene HL). The record is from RefSeq and is a predicted model, not a curated record. NCBI's taxonomy places the organism in Eukaryota, Viridiplantae, Streptophyta, Magnoliopsida, Cucurbitales, Cucurbitaceae. Gene Ontology annotation, molecular function: 3'(2'),5'-bisphosphate nucleotidase activity. Gene Ontology annotation, biological process: sulfate assimilation; phosphatidylinositol phosphate biosynthetic process.
AAUGGAAUUCACGAUUAGAACCUUCAGUCUCUCAAAUUUGAACCCAAAAAAUGUCGAUCGAAGGAGCAAAAUUCCAAAUUUCACAUGCAGGGGAAAGUGACACCUGUGGUUUCUGUGGGUACCAAGAAAUGCACAAAAAAUCCUGCUCUCGGCUCUAAUCGGCUUCCAUCUGCCAGAUACUUUUUCCACAACAGUAACCCAAAUUAGCCCCAUUCCUAUUCCCAUUACAUGCCAUUCGCCCGCGAACCCGAUGCCCGCCCCAAACGCCUCAACGUUUUCGAUCGUUAUGAUGCUCGGCCCCUGAUUCUGGCUCGCCCCGUGUUGGGUUUUUCAGGAAUCACUGUUUUAUCAUCUGGGUUUUGCGGGAAUUUGGUGGGUAUUUGGCAAUGGAGGACGGAGAGUACUCGAAGGAAUUGGAUAUGGCUGUUCGAGUUGUUCACUUGGCCUGUGCUCUGUGCCGGAGAGUUCAGGAGGGUUUGCUUUCGGCCGGCAAUGCCCAGGUUAUGGCCAAAGACGAUGAUUCUCCGGUGACAAUUGCCGAUUGGAGUGUACAAGCAACUGUUAGCUGGAUACUUUCCGAAUACUUUGGGAGCAAAAACGUAUCCAUCGUUGCUGAAGAAGAUGUACAAACUCUUACUAAGCCGGAAUCGAGAAGUCUGUUGUCAUCUGUGGUGAAAACUGUUAAUGAGUGCCUAGCUGAAGCACCAAAGUAUGGUCUUCAAAGUCCAGCCAAAGCACUCGGAGCUUCUGAAAUUCUUGAGGCCAUAAGCCGGUGCAAUUCAACUGGAGGCCCCACAGGAAGGCAUUGGGUGCUCGACCCCGUUGAUGGAACGUUAGGUUUUGUUCGUGGGGAUCAGUACGCUGUCGCUUUGGCCUUGAUGGAAGAUGGUAAAGUAGUUAUUGGAGUUCUGGGAUGUCCUAAUUAUCCUUUGAAGAAGGAAUGUUUUCAUUAUCACUAUAAAGUUGCAACACCGAGGUUAUCACCGCGGUGUUCUGAUACCUUGGAAAAAGGUUGUGUAAUAUAUGCGAAGCGAAGCCGCGGUGGGGCGUGGAUGCAGCCRUUAGUCCAUGGCGAUAUGAAGCUCGAGUGGCCAAAUUCAGCUAGCCUGAUUCAUGUUUCUUCAAUUGAUGACCCAGCUCUUGCAACUUUCUGUGAACCUGUGGAGAAGCGGAACUCGGAUCACUCGUUCACCGCAGGACUGGCUCACAGUGUAGGGCUUAGGAAGCAGCCAUUGCGAGUCUAUAGUAUGGUAAAGUAUGCUGCUAUAGCUCGAGGCGAUGCUGAGAUUUUUAUGAAGUUUGCAAGGACGGGGUACCGAGAGAAGAUAUGGGACCAUGCUGCUGGUGUUAUCAUCGUAGAAGCAGCGGGAGGUGUGGUAACGGAUGCUGGAGGUCAUCCCUUGGAUUUCUCAAGGGGAGUGUACUUAGAAGGCCUCGAUCGGGGAAUCAUCGUUUGCUCGGGGCCAAUCUUACACGAGAAAAUCAUUGAAGCAGUCUAUGCCAGUUGGGAUUCUUCAAAUCUAUAAAAUCCUUUGCUACACAUGACCGCGCAGAGCCGCAGAAAGGAGCAUCAAAGCCAUUAGGUACUUAUUUCUACUAAAACUGAGUCAUCUUACUACAAUCUUAUCACAUAGAGCCAUUUUAUAUAAUCUUUUUGAAUAACUUCUGAUGGGCUGGCUGCUGAUAUGAUCAAAAUUUUCUGGGCAAUUUGUUCUACUAAAUGACUUUCUUGUAGAACAGAUCUGAUUUGAUAUAUAAUUCAUGUAUACACACAGAAAGAAAGCAGAAUGCUUUGGAAAUGUAGCAGAAAGAUUCUCAUCCAAAA